Trichobilharzia regenti is the source of this 703-nucleotide messenger RNA. The record is from the annotation of a GenBank genome assembly. NCBI's taxonomy places the organism in Eukaryota, Metazoa, Platyhelminthes, Trematoda, Strigeidida, Schistosomatidae.
AUGCAUCCAAUCAAAUUUAAGAUGUGUAGACAUGUAAAUAUAUUUGAGGAAUUUUCAAAGCAUCGCAUUCAUCAAUUGAUUCAGUGCAAAAUGCUACGUCUUUUAUGCUUAAUAAUAAUGAUUAUGAUCAGUGUUGUAUCGUGUGAAAAAAGAGUUGUAGCACGAAUCAUCUUUAUCCCACACCUUAUACCGAUAACGCAUCACGUCCCUGAAAAAGAUGAAAAAAAGCCGGUUACUGAUACCAACAAAGAAGGAGUAAAGACUGAUCCAAGCACAACCACCAGUACAGCGACAGUGUCGACGACACCUGCUCCACCAGUGAAGGAACCUGACUUACAUUUGAGGCCAGAUCCAUUACGUAAGUUUGACAUUUUGCUGGCCUCCAUUGGCGUUUUUAUCAGUGAACCAAUCAAUAUAGAAUUAUCAUAAUUAGGGCUGAUAAUUGAUGCAACAAGCUCCUACUGUCUUUCUCCUUCAUGAAUAAUUCACCUAUGAUCUGAUGUCAUUAACACAGUGGAAGUUGAUUAUGAGUUUGUAUAAUGGUUAUUAGUUGUAAGCCAUGAGUAAUAUUAGUGUCGACCAAGUGGUAACUAGUCCGUCUCAUUGUAAUGAAACCACAAACUGGUUGAAAAAAUCUGACGACUGAUAUCAUUAUUCAGUCAAAAAAUUCGGAGUUGCAAUCAUCUUUUAACCUUAUACCUCU